AUGGCGACCUCAGAUCUCGACCAACUGGUCAUGAUGGGGUUCGACAAGGAGAGAAGUGAGAUGGCAUUGAAGAAGUCAGGCGGACUGGCUGAUGCGAUCGAUUGGCUAGACACUAACUCGUCAAAAACUCUCGAAGAACUGAAAGCCGAAGAAGCGGCAGCCGCUGAAGCAAAAGCGGCCCAGGCAGCAGAUGAAGCAAAGAGCCUAGUUUGCAACGAGUGUGGCAAGAAGUUCCGAGGGACUGCUCAAGCAGAGUUCCAUGCUACCAAAUCAGGUCACACCGACUUCUCAGAGUCGACGGAAGAGGUCGCUCCGCUGACCGAGGAAGAACGUCAGGCUAAACUUGCACAGCUGCGGGAGAAAUUGGCGGCUAAGCGAGCAGUGCAGGCGGAGCAGGACAAGAUUGAUCAGAAGCGCAACGAACAGAUCAACCGGAAAAAGACAAAGGAGACCGAGGACUUGAAGGAGCAGCUGAGAAUGAAGGAGCAGAUCAAGGAAGCGGAGAAGAAGAAGCGCGAGAAGCAGGCAGAGAUCGAUGCAAAGAAGCGAAUACAAGCGAAAAUUGCUGCCGACAAGGAAGAACGAAGAUUGAAGGCUGAACGAGAAAAGGCUGCGAGAGCAGGCACGGCACCCCCAGUUGCAGCCCAGCCGCCGCCGGCACCCGCCCCGGCAGCCGCCAGACCAGCUUCAGAGUACAAGGAGACCCGUCUGCGAUUGCAAACCUCGGGCGGCAACAUCAUGAAGACAUUCCCAGUCGAUACGACACUUUUUGAAGUGGCAGCAGCAGUGGGCGAGGAAAUCGGACGAGAUGUUGAAAGCUUUGCUCAAAACUUCCCCAGGAAGGUGUUUGGUCAGGAGUUCUUCGGAGAGUCGUUGAAGGACCUGAAGCUCGUGCCCAGCGCCAGCUUGAUUGUGAAGUAG
Molecule: messenger RNA, 921 nt
Organism: Capronia coronata CBS 617.96
Lineage: Eukaryota; Fungi; Ascomycota; Eurotiomycetes; Chaetothyriales; Herpotrichiellaceae
Exons: 2
Coding region: 1-921 (306 amino acids)
Molecular function (GO): protein binding
Source: RefSeq, a predicted model, not a curated record